Linum trigynum is the source of this 450-nucleotide messenger RNA. The record is from the annotation of a GenBank genome assembly. NCBI's taxonomy places the organism in Eukaryota, Viridiplantae, Streptophyta, Magnoliopsida, Malpighiales, Linaceae.
AUGGCAAAAGAUUUCCAAGCUGUUAAGGAUGCCGUGCGGGUGAAGCUCGAGGCUACAGGACAACGUAAUAAAGCUGUCGCCGAUGCUCACAGGCGCCGUAAGGUGUUUGCUGAAGGAGAUGAUGUGAUGGUGUUUCUACGUAAAGAACGUUUCCCCGUUGGUACGUACUCCAAGCUGCAGCCGCGGAAAUAUGGGCCUUUCAAGGUGCUCCGGAAGAUUAACGACAAUGCUUAUGUCAUUGACCUCCCGGGUGAUAUGAACAUCUCUUCCACCUUUAACGUGGCUGACCUCUACGAGUUCCACGCGGAUAGCCCGCUGUAUCUUGAUGCGAACUCGUGGUCGAGUUCUUUGCAAGUGGAGGAGACUGAUGCAGCGCAGCUUGCGGACAAGAUCGAAGAAGCAUAUCGAGGGAAGGAAACAGCUCAAGUGGAGGAAAAGUUAGUGACGUGA